UGGACAGCUGCCCACCCGGCCGGACCCGCAGUUGGGCCGCCCUCUCUGGGCUAUGCUGAGUAAGAAAAAUUGACCAAGAGUGUAAUUUUUGGAGACUGGAAUUGAAUUUGCCAGAGAUGCAGCACAGCUUCUGAGACCUUGCUUCAGGAAGCAGCUCUCUUUUUGGCCGCUUUCCAGAGCUUAGACUUGGCAGCCUCAAGGACACGGUGUAAGCAGGCGUUUUGAAGAUCAAAGAUGGGUAGAAAAGACUCUUCCACUACGAAACUUCCUGUUGAUCAGUACAGAAAACAAAUUGGUAAACAGGAUUAUAAAAAAACCAAACCUAUUUUAAGAGCAACCAAAUUAAAGGCAGAAGCAAAGAAAACAGCAAUAGGCAUAAAGGAGGUUGCCCUGGUGCUUGCAGCUCUCCUGGCCCUCCUCCUCGCCUUCUAUGCUUUCUUUUAUCUACGACUAUCCACGAACAUUGACUCUUAUCUGGACCCAAAUGAAGAUUAGCUGAGCAGUAAUCAACAAAGGAAGAGAAAGAAUUCUGAUGAGAACAUCUUUAGGGACAAAACUUUGCCAAUUUCCAAAACUAGAACAUGUUGAAUAUUUUCUUCUUGGUACAGUCAGUUUGCAGCAAUAUCUUUGUGUCUAGUGGCAUAGGGUAUCAGAAAAAGACCUUCCCCAAAAAUCUAGACUCAUGUAUGCUGCUUGAUACUGGAUAAAUCUUCCUGCUCUGGCACAUACCCCAUUCGUGGCACAGUUACUAACACAUUUUUCACAAG
Messenger RNA from Psammomys obesus (fat sand rat), 767 nucleotides. It is a transcript of the gene Triqk, whose product is annotated as triple QxxK/R motif containing. The transcript is spliced from 5 exons. The record is from RefSeq and is a predicted model, not a curated record. Bases 235 to 495 code for a protein of 86 amino acids. Gene Ontology annotation, cellular component: endoplasmic reticulum membrane. NCBI's taxonomy places the organism in Eukaryota, Metazoa, Chordata, Mammalia, Rodentia, Muridae.